GACUGGACUUACAAGCGUGCGCCGAAGUUUUUUUCUUUUUUUUCUUUUUUCGCGGAGUGCCCUCAAGCUGUACGUUUGAUUUACAGCUUGGAAUAACAAUUCAGAUCGAAUACGCUAUCUUGAACGAUUCAAAGUCCGCACCGAAAACUUUUCACCACCACCAAGCUUGCGGCGGCGGCAAGACGAGGGGCUACACAAGAGGGGCACUACUCUCACUAUCCACCAGUGCCACCUGAACAUUUGCAAGAUGCCAGACGGUGGGGGGUCGGCCACGGCCACCAUCCCAAACGGUGAAAAGGGGCCGACGACGACCGCAGCAGCAAAAGCACUGUUUGCGACGCCAUUGCCACAGUCGCCACGGUCCGACAUCCUCGAGUGGAAGUUCCCCAAGCCGCACUCGCAGUACGUGCUGACGGGCCGCUCGCGCGCGGCGUGGCACACGUCCUUUGUGAUCCCGCAGCUGAACCUGCUGCUCGACGCCGGACUGUGCGUCAACAAGGUGCGGCCGAAGCACAUCUUCCUCACACACGGCCACAGCGACCACACGCUGCUGGUCCCGGCCUUUGUGGACCGCGACGACAGGCCCGACAUCUACUGCCCCGUCGAGAUCGCGGGCAAGGUGGACGCCUUCAUCAAUGCCAAGACCAUCCUCAACUCUCGCGGCGACACGGCCGACCACGGCCUAGGCGGCGGGGCAGGCGGGCCCAAGGAAGAGGAGGAGGAGGAGGGAGUGGAUGGAGAGUGGGACGGCAAGGGCAAGAGGCCCCGCGGCGCGACACGGCUCGACACCCACGUCACGAGCGGCCUGAGGGCUAGCGACACGGUCACGCUAGCGCGAGCGAGGACCAUAACGGCGACGGCGUUCGACUGCGACCACACCACCCCCUGCCUGGGCUUCGUCUUCAGCCAGACGUCGCGCCGCCUCAAGGCCGAGCACCAGGGCCUCGGGGCGGCCGAGCUCAAGGCGCUGCGCCGGGCGGGCGUGGACGUCACGGCGCCGCACUCGACGCCCGUCUUUGCGUUCCUGGGCGACACGACGGCCAAGGUGCUCGCGGCGGCGGCGGCGGUAACGACGACGGCUGAUGACGGCGACGGCAGCAGCAGCACGGAAUCGGCGGCGCAGUGGGGCCGGUGGCUGCGCGGGGGCAUCCCCGUCGUCAUCACCGAGUGCUCGUUCCUGGAGGAGAGGCACCGGGCGCAGGCCGACAAGACCAAGCACACCAUCUGGACGGACCUCGAGCCCGUGGUGCGGCGCUGGCCCGCAACCACGUUUGUGCUGAUCCACUUCAGCCUGCGCUACGAGGACGACGAGGUCCGCCGCUUCUUCGCCGACAUGCCCGACCCGCCCGCCAACAUUGUGGUGUGGGCCGACGGCGGCGAGGGGUAGUCUAGUCCGCGGGUGGUUCCCUCCUCGUAGGUCUCACCUCGUAGGAUGCAUCUAUCCCUAACCUCACAAACAAUCGGUACCAAAGACUGUCUUCCGAGGGGCGGAUUUGGGUGUGCCCAUGUUGCCUCCUAAGCGCAUGCGUCGCCUUUGCAUCCCAUCGAGCCCCAGUAAAUGCUACUUUUGAGACGAUUGGGCUCUGGUGUGACGCCGCAAAACCCCGGGCCGAUCACCAUGGGCUGAUAAAGAGCGUAAAGUCUUGUGCUUGUUGCGCUGUUGUGAACUCCGUCUAUUGGAUGCCGACGAAAAAGCGGGUCACCAACGUCAUACCCGCCAGCUCCCUGGUGCUCCCAGUGACGCGGCUCAGCCCUUGUUUGGCACAUGAGCGAUCAUCAUAGCUGGGUCAUCGAUUUUCGUCCCGGGGCUUUGCGUCACUGGGCGCCAGGGCCAGGGUCCUUUGUCCGCGGCUGACUAUGACGGCAUCCAUGGCAGUUACAUUUAUACAGCACCUCUCAGCUCCCUACCUUUUGUGCUGGAGAUAGACCACAUCAACCCAGCAACUUG
Molecule: messenger RNA, 1948 nt
Organism: Gaeumannomyces tritici R3-111a-1
Lineage: Eukaryota; Fungi; Ascomycota; Sordariomycetes; Magnaporthales; Magnaporthaceae
Exons: 2
Coding region: 248-1387 (379 amino acids)
Source: RefSeq, a predicted model, not a curated record